Trichoderma asperellum CBS 433.97 is the source of this 658-nucleotide messenger RNA. RefSeq lists its product as uncharacterized. Lineage: Eukaryota; Fungi; Ascomycota; Sordariomycetes; Hypocreales; Hypocreaceae. The record is from RefSeq and is a predicted model, not a curated record.
CUUAAAUCCACAAAUACGCGCAACUCACUAAGUUAUAUAUAUUCACGUCGUUGACCACUGAACUUCAAACUCGUAACAACCUCUUUAGAAUUAUCUUGACAUAUUCAAUCAAUCACUCCAUUCAAAAUGGUAAACACCACUGUGUUACUUAAUGCACUGCUUAUCACAGCUACUACUGUGUCUGCUAUCGCUCCUUUGACAGCGUAUCCCUUGGGCCGAUUCUGCGAUCUCAGCAGCCCCAGCACCGGAAGUGGGUCUACUGCAUCUACUUUCACCUGGGAUACCUUCACAGAAAACGAAUGUUAUUCAUUCAACUCCAACAUCUUAUCUCUUCAGACUGGUACCAUUGCUGAGGGCUGCAGUGCAACUUUCUACCGCGACAAUUUUGAUUGCACAGGUGAUUCCUACGUUGUUGAUGACGCCGACGGUGGCAACUGCUUUGGUCUUGGAGGAGAUGUCUUCAGGAGCUUUAAAUUCUUUGCCUGUGGUUCACAAUAAUGCAUCUAGGAUAAUCUUGGAAUAUAGCUCAGCGUCCAUCAUAUAUCUUGUAUGGCGUAAUUGCGACGAUAAACUACCUAACGUACAUAUGGAAGAAUAUAUGAGCUUAUAAGUUUCCGAACGAUUUUCAUAAUUCUACCACGGUCUUAAAAAUAGCCGG